This is a messenger RNA of Brachypodium distachyon (stiff brome), 1478 nucleotides long. Its product is annotated as protein phosphatase inhibitor 2. Lineage: Eukaryota; Viridiplantae; Streptophyta; Magnoliopsida; Poales; Poaceae. The record is from RefSeq and is a predicted model, not a curated record. Gene Ontology annotation, molecular function: protein phosphatase inhibitor activity. Gene Ontology annotation, biological process: regulation of signal transduction. Bases 706 to 1140 code for a protein of 144 amino acids. The transcript is spliced from 4 exons.
UUCUAUCCUUAUCCCCUUCCAUACCGUGGAAGCUUCUUCUAGAUGUUUCAAUCAGCGCACACGCCCCCGCGCGGGCGACCGCAGUUGUACUUUCCCGGCUCAAUCCCUAGAUUCCCUCACAAUUUGGCACAGGCGCACAGCCAUGUGCGAGGUUACUUGCCUGCUGUUGUCGUCUCAAACUCUCAAUGUGUCCGUUCCCAAUUGCGAGGUUACUUUAGCACGGCAGCAGAUUUGGUAGAAUCGCCAGCGCGCGGGCAUGCACUUGGGUUUUUUAUUUUCGGUUACCAUGGCGAAUCAAAAGAUCGCUCAGGAUUUUUCUUGCGUCUGUUCCGCCCCUUUGCGUCCUUAACUGGUAGUCUGGUACCAUCUUUGAUUGAUGCGGGAAUCAGUGUGAAAAACGAACAAACAAAACUAUAAUGUCCAUUAUCUUAAUCGAAUGGUGCCAAUUCAUGGUGUACAGAUUUGUCUGUGAGACGUUUGGUUUUGAUUAAUAUCUUCUGCCUCAUCUGUCCUUUUUGUGUUAUAGUUUACAUUUUGUGGAUAUGGUUUUUAGCAGAUAGAGAUGUUCGGAAACUAUGGUUCACGACCAAGCAAGCCUUAAUACUCAGCAUGUUGAUAAAUCGUUAUUUUGAGAUGUUCACCUGGUAAGACUGCAGGUUCUCAAGUGUUGUCGAUGUCCUGUGUCUUCUACCACAAUGAAAGCUAAUGAAUCCAGAAAGGGGCCAUGUGAAAUGGAACGAAGAAAACCUGAAUGAUAUCGAGUCAACUAAACCAGUAAGACAGAAAAUCGCUGAGCCUAAGACCCCAUACCACCCUAUGCUUGAUGAACAUGAAGGAUCUGUGUCACCAAAAAGAUGUAUUGAAGAGUCAGGGGAUAAGUCCCCCCCCCAUGUUGACGCCAUUACAUCCGCUUUGAUGCAAGCUGUUUCAAGUGGAAAUUUUUCAGCCAGAGAUAGUUGGGAAUCAUGUGGCAUUGAAGAACAAGCCAUAAAUCAAGGCAAAGAUUUUGAAGAACACCGGAAGGCUCACUAUGAUGAAUUCCGCAAGGUGCAGGAACAUCUUCAGAAGGGAACCCUGUCUGGUGAAACUGAUGAAUAUUUGAACUCCGAAGUGUCGAUCAACAAACCCUCGACGAGUUGACCGGUGGUUGGAAUGGUUUCAAGUUAGGGAAUCAUGACUACUAUAUAUGUUGGAUAUAUUAGCUAGCUUUAAACUGAAACUGUUCUAUGUUUUCUUGACCAGCUUGUGCAAAUGCAUGUUUCCUUUCUUACAACCUCUGGUCUGCUUCUCCCAUAGCAGUUGCGGCCUCUUCUCUCUGGUAGUGCCAGGAGGCUGGCGCUGGUCUGUCUGUGUGCGUUUGGCAUGUCUUUGUUGCGUUUGUCGCGACAUCGGUGUGAGAGGGCUUGGCCCUGUCUGUAUCGGUUUGCACCAUAUUUUAUUGUUAAUUUUUUUUGAAAGUAUAUUUUUCUGUUAAUUAA